UGCGCACAACUCUCAGAUUGGAUCGCGGGAAAAUAUGGCUGCUCCAAACUUGAACUGAUGUUCAGGCCGGAUUCCAUACAUAAUUUAGACUGUCACAACACAAAGAGACGUCCACAAGAUGAUCAUCUCAGCAUCAGAACCACAGGAGUUUGUGCCCUUCGGCCGUGAGUACACCUCCUGCCACCCUGAUGGCUUCGCACCGCCCUCCCCCACCAGAACGCUGGACGGCACGUCCAUCCGGGAACACGGUGUUCCCAUCAAGUCAUUCAGCGAGGUUUCCAUGGCAGACACGCCCAAGAAGGAGUUAUGGACCCUGCAGGCUGGUGGGGAUGGGGAGGUGUGUGAUGAGGAGUUGUACACCAGGGGGAACACUGUGGUAUGGAGCAGGGGAGGACAGAGUGCCACCAGGAUGGUCAUCAGGUCAUUCACUGUUCCUUCACCAGUCCAGGAGGCCUUGUGGUGCAGAUUUGAAUUUUCUCGUAUGGAGGCAAACAAACCAGUCAAGAAGUCAGAUAAAAAAGUGAUGUCAGGUAUUGCUGUUGUGGAGACUAGCUGUGUCAACAUCUACACCAAGGAGGGGGAGGAGUACAUUGCACCACUGCAGUUUCAGGCACAACACACAUGGUCUACUAAAUAUGGGCUACUGUUUGAAAGGAGUAUCUCAGAGGCAGAAAUAACUAGUCCUAAAAGGGGCUCGGAGGCCUUACCCAAGCUGUUCAGCAUGUGUCACCCACUGGACGAGUUAUGCCCGGUCGUCUGCAAGUACGGAGGGCCGCUUGGUGUUGGGAAACUAUCGUAUGUUAAUGACCCCAUGCAGCAUGUGGUGUUUACCAGUGCUGACCCCUCUCUCGUGAUGACCUAUGACACAGUUCUGGGUGUCCACUCUGUCUGGGCUCUGAGGACAGCUAAGAGCGAGACUGUCAAAACACAAAGAGACGUCCACAAGAUGAUCAUCUCAGCAUCGGAACCACAGGAGUUUGUGCCCUUCGGCCGUGAGUACACCUCCUGCCACCCUGAUGGCUUCGCACCGCCCUCCCCCACCAGAACGCUGGACGGCACGUCCAUCCGGGAACACGGUGUUCCCAUCAAGUCAUUCAGCGAGGUUUCCAUGGCAGACACGCCCAAGAAGGAGUUAUGGACCCUGCAGGCUGGUGGGGAUGGGGAGGUGUGUGAUGAGGAGUUGUACACCAGGGGGAACACUGUGGUAUGGAGCAGGGGAGGACAGAGUGCCACCAGGAUGGUCAUCAGGUCAUUCACUGUUCCUUCACCAGUCCAGGAGGCCUUGUGGUGCAGAUUUGAAUUUUCUCGUAUGGAGGCAAACAAACCAGUCAAGAAGUCAGAUAAAAAAGUGAUGUCAGGUAUUGCUGUUGUGGAGACUAGCUGUGUCAACAUCUACACCAAGGAGGGGGAGGAGUACAUUGCACCACUGCAGUUUCAGGCACAACACACAUGGUCUACUAAAUAUGGGCUACUGUUUGAAAGGAGUAUCUCAGAGGCAGAAAUAACUAGUCCUAAAAGGGGCUCGGAGGCCUUACCCAAGCUGUUCAGCAUGUGUCACCCACUGGACGAGUUAUGCCCGGUUGUCUGCAAGUACGGAGGGCCGCUUGGUGUUGGGAAACUAUCGUAUGUUAAUGACCCCAUGCAGCAUGUGGUGUUUACCAGUGCUGACCCCUCUCUCGUGAUGACCUAUGACACAGUUCUGGGUGUCCACUCUGUCUGGGCUCUGAGGACAGCUAAGAGCGAGGAAGUUGCAGGUCUGUCCAGCACUCACUACGGAGACACCUCCACCAUUCCCAGCAUGCCCAGCUCUCAUCAUGUGACCACCCCACUGGCAGGCCUGAGCUCCAGUACGCAGUCCCGCCUCAGUCUGAGCCAGUCUCCGAGCCUGUCGCCCGCGUACAGGACCUACAGCCGACCAAGUACGCCAGGCUUAUCGUCAAGGUCUCACUCACCGGCUGUUCUCAGUCACAUGGCCACUCUCAGCCGCUGUCAGUCCCCAGCACCAAACAACAGCAGUUCCUCCAAAUCUCUCAGCUACUCCAUCUCCUCCCCGUGGGUCUCACGAUCGCCCGCAAACAUGGCCAGAACCCCGGCCUCCUCUUGCAGCUUCGCCUCACCUGGACGCACCUUUGAGUCGUACCUGGAGAUGCCGACGCCCCUCACACCUGAGGUCUGCAUGGACCAUGUCUGGACAGAGACUAUGACAGGGAGAAGGGAUGGUGUUCAGGGCCAGGCCUCCAAGGCAUUCCUGAUGUCAGAUGUUUGCAGACAGAAGUUCCUCUGUUAUUUGAUAGACAAGAAGCAUGAGCUCAGAUGUGUGAAGUUUGAGCCAAGCAAUGACAACAGACAGCUCAUCUUUGGUGCCAUUACCAAGAUCAGUGCCAGGGAUGCCAUAGCAUUACAGAGUCUGAAUAUGAUGAUAGUGUUGGAUCUACAUGGAAGUGUUGUGUUGUAUACUGGAACAAGCAAGGUAGGUAAGGUUUACCUGGCCAGCCUCAGCACCAGCCAUGGCCUGUCCCUCUCCACCUCUCUCCCUCGGGCCGGCACUCCACUGGAUAGUCCGGUACCAGGCACCUCCAGCCGGGCACCCAGCGCCAUGAACAUACACGAGGAGGUAGUUCUCCUGUCCCCAGUACCAGAGUUGGGAAACUCCUCCAAGCUCCAGGGCUCCACCUUCAGCGAUGACUUCUCCUUCCACACCGGCAUACACAUCAACCAUGUCAGGGAUCCUGUGGCCAACAGGUUCACUCUGGAAUUGAAUAAUGGGAAACUUUGCAGCACGUCUAUUCCAGAGAUGGCAGCAUCUCCUCUUGUGAAAGCCUGUCUGGCAGCUUUGAGGACACUGCUUCCUAAGGACAUUGCUGUACAGCUGUUUGUGAAGUGGUACACUACCCACAAUGCCCCUGGAUCCCCCAGCCAAUCAGAAUGGAGCCUGUUUGUCAGCUGUCUGCUGAGCAUGAUGGGAUACAACACAGGGCGACUGUCUCUCACCAACCCCAACCUCAGGUCUGAGUUGAACAGCUCUAUGUCACCGGUCAUUGCAGCCAAGAAGGCUCGUUCCUCAGAACAGGGCAGCAAUGAGGACUGGGAUUACCUCCUGAGCUCCACCUACCACCACAGCCUGUCCCCGCGUGUACGCGACGCCCUGACCCUGAAAACGGAGGGCCCGCUCUGUAUCCGUGACGACGUGGAGAUGCAGGAGCCGGCCACGCCCGUUCUGGACCCAUCCGACAGUCUGUUCCCCCACAUGCCCCUGGUGCUGUCUGCUCUACAUCUUGUGUAUGAAGACCAGAAGCUGCAUGGUUUGUCCCACCCUGAGCUGGAGCAGAUUGCAGCCAUGCUGUGUCAGUUGGCAAGUGAUUUGGGUCUUGAGGCUUAUAUCGACCACUACUGCAGAGACUUCCCCUCUGUGGGUAUUUAUGCUGUCGCUCCCAGUAACAUCAGUCAAAGUGCCAAGAACCAGCUCCAGUUCUCCUCUUCCUUCCAAAACAGGCCUCCCAGCAUCCUUCGCUGGUUGUAUCAGUGCAUGCUGGGAAGGCCUGUGGAACCAUUUCCGCAUGUUGCUGGAGUCUGUGACAAAACCAAGAAUGUGAUCAUGCUUUACUCCCUGUACUUCCAACCCCUGAUGAAGGAAGAGUCUGGAGGGUUUCGUGAGGAGGGGUUGUUUGUCAAGAGACUGUCAGCUGCAGGACACAGGGAUGGUGUUCCUCGGCAUAGAGGCAUUAGCCUCAACUUUAAACAGAAGUACCGGCUGGGAGAACGUGUUGUGCUACACAUGACGGAGAUCGGGAUGACCACGGAGGAUCUGGAGAUGUUGCCGUUUGGUGUUGCCCUUCCUCUCCGGGUGGCCAUCCACGAGUGUCGCUGCAGCAUGCCCACAGACUUCCCCGCUGCAGCGUACAAACUCAUCGGAAGUCAGCAGAGUUUAGGUAUGCAGUUGAAGUCUAAGGGCAAAGGACUUGUCAAAACAACACCAGAGGAGAAUUUAUUCACAGCAACAGAAGAGGAUGAUGGGAUGGUUACCCUUGACCAAGAGCUGCUGAAGCUGAGGUUCCCAGACGACCUGCGGGUCCAGGAGGUUCGCAAACUGCUGCAGUCAUCUAAACCUGCCACGGUGCACGUGGUGCAGAAACCUGAAGUCAGUGACCAUGACUACCUGGAGGAGCAGGAGAUGAAGCUGCUGUCUGUGUGUCAGAGGACCAUGGCUCUGCCUGUGGGAAGGGGAAUGUUCACCUUGUGCACCUACCACCCGGUCCUGACUGAGCCUCUACCCAUCCCCAAACUCAACCUGACUGGCAAGGCUCCGGCACCCAGAACCACGACCAUUGAGCUGUCUAGAAUAGAGGUUCCUACCAACAUGAACAUGUGGCCAUCCUUCCACAACGGGGUCGCAGCAGGACUCAAGGUCGCUCCCGAGUCAUCAAAGAUUGAGUCCUCGUGGAUCGUCUACAACAAACCAAAGAGUGCUGAGCUGACCAAUGAGCAUGCAGGAUUCCUGAUGGCGCUGGGUCUGAACGGUUACCUGUCCAACCUGAACACUCUGAACCUGCACGACUACCUGAACAGGGGUCAUGAACUCACCAGUGUAGGGGUGCUGCUGGGGGUGGCAGCUGCGAAGAGAGGCACAAUGGAUGCAGCCACCACCAGGAUGCUGAGUAUCCACGUGCCGGCAUUGCUCAUCCCCACAACAACUGAGCUGGACAUCGCUCACAACGUACAGGUCGCCGCGGUGAUGGGGGUGGGGCUGGUGUACCAGGGAACUGGACACAGGCACAUGGCAGAGGUCCUGCUGCAGGAGAUAGGAAGGCCCCCUGGCCCUGAGAUGGAGAACUGCACAGACAGGGAGUCCUACUCACUAGCAGCCGGGCUGGCCCUGGGCAUGGUGACAUUUGGACUUGGAGGAGAAAGUGGGGGCCUGGCUGAUCUGAACAUGGCUGACCAGCUGUACCACUUCAUGGUGGGGGGACACAAGAAACCACUGAUGGGACCACAAAAGGAUAAGUUUAAGUCUCCAAGUUAUUCAAUCAAGGAGGGAGACCAGGUGAACAUCGAUGUGACGGCAUCAGGGGCAACCAUAGCUCUAGGCAUGAUGUUCUUCCGGACUAACAACCAAUCUGUUGCCCAGUGGUUGUGUCCUCCCGACACACAGUUCCUCCUGGAGUUUGUCAGGCCAGACUUCCUCAUGCUCAGGGUGAUUGCCAAGGGACUAGUCAUGUGGGACAGUAUCCAGCCCACUAAGGAGUGGAUCUGGGGAAAUAUUCCCAAGAUUGUGGAGCAGUUCGCCUUCAAACAGAAGAAAGAAGAGGUGCAAGCACAAGCUGCAGCCCUGGGGAUAGACUAUCAGACAGUCAGUCAAGCCAAGGCCAACAUCGUGGCAGGAGCCUGUCUGGUCCUGGGCCUCAGGUUUGCAGGGACAGCCAACCAGGAAGCUUACCAGACUCUGUUCUCCUUUGCCAAUGAUGUCAUCUUGCUGACAAGGAAGCAGUCCCUGGUUGAGCAGGCUGGCCGGCACAUUGUGGAAGCCUGCCUUGUGGUGAUUGUGGUUUCUCUGGCGCUGGUGAUGGCAGGGACGGGUGACCUGGGCGUCCUGCGCAUCUGUCGGCACCUGCACCACCGCAUGCUGCCGGACAUCACCUACGGGAUGCACAUGGCCGUCCACUCUGCACUGGGACUGCUGUUCCUGGGAGGGGGAAGAUACUCCCUGAACACCAGCCCUGAGUCUAUAGCUGUUCUGCUGUGUGCUCUGUUCCCUAAGUACCCUGCUCACAGUAAUGACAACAGGUACCACCUGCAGGCCCUCAGACACCUGUAUGUUCUGGCUGCAGAGCCACGACUGCUGCUGCCACGAGACGUGGAUACCAACAAGGCCUGCUACACAAAACUGCAGCUUAUUUUCAAGGUAUCCAGUUGGCACAAAGAGUGCAGUGUGGAGACCAUGGCUCCCAGCAUCCUCCCCGAGAUCAGCAGACUCAGACAGCUUUCCAUUCUGGGCCCCAGAUACUGGCCAAUCACCAUCGACACCCAAAAGAAUGCUGACAUGCUCAGGGAACUUCUCAAGAAUGGAGGAGUGGUGUACGUUAAACAGAGAGCUGGUCACAUGUCCUUCUCAGAUGAUCCAAAGGGCUUCAGAAGUCUUCUUGCUCAGAGCUCUAUUGGUGGAGAGUCAAGACACCACUCAGUUACAACAGAAGAGGUGAAGUCCUUUUCGUCAGACCCUAAUGUUGAGGCAUUUGCUGACUACUUCUGUACAGGCAAGACAGACACAGAAAAGGAGCAGGAGAAGCUGUCCUGUGUGGCCUCCCUGUUGUAUGAGUGCAUUACCCAGGAGAAACCUGACCUGGUGCCCACACACCUGGCAGCCAUGCAGGUGGUAGACAGUCUGCAGGUGUGUCCUAGCUCCUUACAGCUGGCCCAGGUGCAGCUGCUGCUGGCCUUCCAUCAGGCAGCCCAACAACAAGGUGACGACAGGGUCAGGCCGUUGCUAAGUGACGAGUUCUUACUCAGCAUGAGGAGUAAGAUUGACAGCUGCCUGGACCAAUGGCUGAAAAGCUCUGGCCAUGCUGUUAGGAGGUAUGUCCGUGAAGGAGUCAUUGCCCCCGACGAUGGCCUGCUGUCCUGUUUCCUGGUGUUCUACAGCAUUCCUCCUCAUCACCAGCUGGUACAGGCAGGCAUCUCCAUGGCAACAGAUGGCUCCCUCAGUGUUCCUGAGCUGGUGCUGAGACUAAAGGAAUUAAGUCUUCCCACCUCAAGUCUUAUCAAGAUGCUGUCUGCUCUGUCUUUAAGUCAACCAACAGAGACUACUUCAAACAGAUAGCAGAGAUAUAGAAUUCCCACCAGUCUGAUAAAGAUGUUAUCAACCCUGUCUGUAAGACAGACAGAUACAUGUAGCACUGACAGGUGUUACUGGGACUCUCAUCUCUGGUACUUAUGUCAUAUGAUAUAUAUCUUAGGAUUUAAGAUCAAGGUAUCCUAACAUCCCCCAUUUCUUAGCAAUGAUAUAGUUUAUAGGUAUUAAAAGAAACAAUGGAUCAUUGCUGAUAAUCUUUGUCCAAGCAUGACUAAAAUUUUAUGUGUACAUGUAAAACCACCAUGAUAUAAAACCGUUCUAUAACAAUCAAUGGCAGGAGAACACUGCA
Molecule: messenger RNA, 7136 nt
Organism: Branchiostoma belcheri (Belcher's lancelet)
Lineage: Eukaryota; Metazoa; Chordata; Leptocardii; Amphioxiformes; Branchiostomatidae
Product: anaphase-promoting complex subunit 1-like
Exons: 59
Coding region: 119-6814 (2231 amino acids)
Biological process (GO): metaphase/anaphase transition of mitotic cell cycle; protein K11-linked ubiquitination; anaphase-promoting complex-dependent catabolic process
Cellular component (GO): anaphase-promoting complex
Molecular function (GO): molecular adaptor activity
Source: RefSeq, a predicted model, not a curated record